UUUCGUACAUUCACCGUAGGAGGUCUCCGAAGUUGAUACGAAAUUAUUUAUAUACCCGGCUCGUAAAUUUCUAUUAUAUUUUGUGAAUAUUUGGUGUCGAAUAUAAAAGUUCACGAGAUAUGGCCGGUUUACGCUUGAUAAGAACGUAUUCUUCCGACACGGAUGAAGAUGAGGACAAAGAGAAGAAGAAUAUCGCAAAAAAAAACAAGCUAGCUUUACCUGAAAGUAUUUUGUCAUGGAAAGGAGUCUUGCAUCAUGAAGAAGUAACCGAUGAUCCACUGGAUCAUGACGGACGAAUCCGAAGCUUCAAACAUGAGCGUGGCAACUGGGCAACAUUAAUUUACAUAAACUAUGCAGCCAGUGAUUGUCUUCAUACUUGGAUGAACUCGGUAUUGAAAGAACUGCCGGUCAAAGGCGAUAUUAUUUCUAAGCUUCAUAUUAGUCUUAGUCGUACUUUGGUCCUGAAGUUCCAUUGGAUUGAAUCAUUUGCAGAGAACCUGAAGCUACUGUGUCGUAGAUUCAGUCGGUUUACUAUACAACUCACCGAUGUGAGAGUAUAUUGCAAUGAAGAAAAAACUCGUACAUUCCUUGGGAUUUAUUGUCAGAAUGAUGAUGGAAUCUUGAAGUGUCUAACAGAGGCUCUUAAUGGUUUGUUAGCUGAAUAUCAAUUACCAUUGUAUUAUAAGGAUACUUCGUAUCAUAUUAGUUUCUUCUGGUGCCUCGGAGACCAACAAAUGUACCUGAGGAAGAUCCUACCGUCUCUUACUCGCAGUUUAAACGAAUGUUUGGCAGAAAAUAUGGAAGAUAAUUAUAUAAACGUCGACGAGAUACAGUGCAAAAUUGGCAAUAAAUAUUACGCUUUUGAACUAAGAUAACAAAUGUCUCUAAGUUUUAUAUCAGUUAGAUUCAAUAUAUCUGAAUUUCAUUAA
Messenger RNA from Dinoponera quadriceps, 929 nucleotides. RefSeq names its product U6 snRNA phosphodiesterase. Gene Ontology annotation, molecular function: 3'-5'-RNA exonuclease activity. NCBI's taxonomy places the organism in Eukaryota, Metazoa, Arthropoda, Insecta, Hymenoptera, Formicidae. Gene Ontology annotation, cellular component: nucleus. Gene Ontology annotation, biological process: U6 snRNA 3'-end processing. The record is from RefSeq and is a predicted model, not a curated record. The coding region runs from base 120 to 875 and encodes 251 amino acids. The transcript has 4 exons.